AUGGAUACCCAGCUGGAUGCGCGGGUCCAAUUUCCGGCCUCGUUUCCGGAAACGUUCAAGAAUUUCUUCGACAUGAUGAACGAAGACGAGGACCAUGCAGAGCUCUUUGCCCACAUGCUGGAGGAUAAGGUAAUACCCAUACCGCGACCCAAGCCCAGAAAGAUGAACCCGCAGCGCGGACGCUGCGGUGGCAGCUUACGAAGCAACAGCGCCAGCGGCCGCUCUGAUCGUGACGACAGCACCGAGCGCAGCUUCCAGCAUCGGCAGCAUCUGCAGCAGCUUCAAAAUGCUCAACGCGGACGCCGCGCCAGCAUUAGUAGCGGUGGAGAAUUCUAUCGCGAAACAAGCGACGUUAACGAGCCGUCGGUCCACUACCCCUGCUUGCCCCCCGGACGCAUUCACACGCUGCGCUCGACCCAUGACCGCAACGCUCAACACCAUAACAGCCCAGGCCUCAGCCAUACCGGCCUCGGGCCCAUGCUUUUGGGCCCAAAUGUAAGUUCCAGCUCCAGUGGUACGAAUAUGCAACUGACGCCGGGUCCGGUCGGCGGCGGGGGCAUGGGCGGUGGCGGCGGAAAUGUACCGCCAGCAAGCGCCGACCAUCUCAGGCCAAGACUGGCUCAAGAGCAGCCACGUACCCCGCUUGAGUCGCCUCAAUCUUCAUUCCAUUCACAUCAUAAUUUACAGCUAGAGGUCAGCGCUGGUUCCACAAGUGGCUACACACCACCAUCAGUGGCCACCGCUGGAUCCUCAAGCGGCUAUCACCAUGCAUACGGGCCACAAAUGCAAAUACCGCCCCGGUCAGGAUCCAUCCGUCGCCAGCUGCCGGUUAAUGGGGCCAGCAGUGUAGCAGUAGCUAUCGAUGCGUUCGGGCGAAUGGAGCUGGAUGACGAGGAACGUAGAAGCUGUACGGAUCGGAUCUUUGAUGUCGAGAAUCGCCCAUUGUAUGAGAUGGAGCGUGCCGGGGUGGGUCACCAGCGGAUGCUGCCCAUACCGCCGGUCAACAGCAGACACAGCGGCGGCUUUCGAAACCGGCCCAUCGUACAGGCGUGGGUCCAGCAGGAGAACGAUCGGAAUCUAAUACGAAGCUCCGCAGUCCCCAUGGUGCACACCCAGAGUCGACAUGCGGACCCGAGGAACAUCGAAUCCGUGGGGGCCGUACAGGAUUGGCAGCAUCUAAGAAAUAUUGAAGCUCCGCCACCGCGAUACGAAGAAUAUAUUUUUGCUGCCCAGCAUGCAGGCGGCAGUCGGCAAGACCUUCGUCGUGGCUCCACGGCGGAACCAAACAUGCAGCACUCGGUCCGGCACUAUAUGCCACAAGAGGUCCAUCCACGCAGCUUGCAUAGCGUCGAGCACAGCAGAGAGCAUGCGGAAGUAUCCAGGGUUUUGACCAUACAGCAAGCCAUGUGCGGGGCGGUUUCCCCGCAGUACGGCACCGUGGUCGACCACCCACCACCCUCAUAUAACGAAGCGAGAGCCAUCGCUGGCGUGGUCACCGUAAAUGAAAUGUCCAGCGGACUGGGAGCCAGUGGUUCGGUACCCGUAGAGGCAGGGUGCAGCACACCGAAACGCGCACGCCAAGUGCAUAUCGAGCGGGAGCCUCCCAUCGGCGAGGCAGCGGCAUCCCCAGCGCGGGGACAACGGCAUAACAGCUCUGGCACCUUGUUGGUGCCGGUACUCAGCAACCGCGUGGCGCCCAGGCAGCGAAGGAGAACAUCCAGUAUGCCGGCCGAGUGCCCCAGGGUGAGUAUGUCACUUCCUCUCUUGCCUCUCUCGUCCUCUCUUCCAUCUCUUCCAUCUGCAUCACUGUCGUCCUCUGCCUUUUCCCAGCCACAACACGCGGAGGUGCGUCAGGCGGUGAAACAUGCAGAAGAUCAGGGCAUGGAGUACUACCGCCUACGCAGUUUUAGCAUUACCUCGAAUGGGGUAUGCAAUUUAGGGGACUCCCUGCGACGCCGCAGGUCUCGCUCGAACAACUCAGUGACAUCGGGGGGUACCUCUUACAGCGGCAUUCGAUACCACAAUAGAAACGCAUCGGGGAAUAUCAUCGAAAGGGCCCUAUCACAGCAGACUCUGUCCGGAGAGCCGCCCACCUUCAAGAUUGCUAUGCUUGGUAGUCCUGCGGUUGGGAAGUCAGCCCUAUCGUUCCAGUUUACGACCUCGGACCAUAUUUGCGGCUACGACCUAAGUCUUGAGAUGGAAUAUGGGCAGAAGACGGUGUCUGUACUGGUGGAUGACGUUGAAUCGGACAUUGAAGUUGUGGAUCAUCCCGCCUGCGAAAUGUCGACGGAGGCUUUUUGCGCUACAUACGACAUCGACCUGUUUGUGGUCGUCUACUCUGUGCUGGACGUCUACUCGUUCCGGAAUGCGGAACGCGUGUUGCAUUAUUUGCGGGAAAACGACAUGCUGCUCAGCCGCGGCGCCAUAUUGGUGGGGAACAAGGCGGACCUGGAACGCCAUCGCGCUGUGCCCCAAGAGAUGGGCCACAAAGUGGCCACGGAGAUUCCCUGCAAGUUCAUCGAGACGUCGGCGGGGCUGUGCCACAAUGUCAAUGAGCUGUUGGUGGGUGUGGUGGCUCAGGUCAAACUGAAUCCCCAGCGCCUGAGCAUGCUCAGUCCGGCUGACCUGGAGCGCGUGAAUAUGCAGAGCAGCAUCCAAAACCACAGACGCAUGCACCUGGAGCGCCAACUGAGCAUGUGCCACAGUGACCACGGGCUGGCUCCGGAUGCCGAGGACGACCCCAAUCGUCCGCACAUCAGUCUGCGAGACAUUCUGAAUGUGGGAGAGAGUGAUCUGGAGGACUCCGAGGAAACCGAGGCCCAGCGGCGACAUCGCUUCAUGACCCGGUUUGAACUCCUGGCGGCCAACAUCCGCAACGAAUCGGUGAGACCGAUCAGCCCUGUUGGCAAGCGAUGCUCCAUCGGCACCGCGACCUUGGACAAUAAGGUCGCGAGACUGCAGCGCCGGGCCAUGGACGACUCGCAUCUAGGUCGUCGCGGGUGGGCUCGUCCGGAGUGCAGAAAGCAGCUGUUCCUCUUCAAUUGCAACGGCAGGGUCAAGAAGAUGACGGCACGCACCAAGUCGUUUGUUUCGUCGCUGCUGCGCUUCAAGGCAUCCCACUGGCUGAGUCGUCGCACCUCUUCCAGCUGCACCGAUCUCUUUGCGAUUUAAAUGGAUUGAUAGAAAUAUAUAGAAAGUAGUGGGGCUUGGUGUGGGUUUUGCACGGAAAGGAGUCUUAAGGUAACGAAUAGACUGAUUUUACACAAAAGGCAACAGUGCAGGAAACGCAACUAUGGCAAAGGAAAGGAAAUAAACCAAACAAAAAAUCAUCAAUUACGUACAAUAUUUGCCUUUUCGGUUGUUUCCAAAAACUCUCAGAACAUGGUCCGAUGGCACACCACUUUGGAUGCCUAAAAUGUAUCCCCUAUUGGACAAGCAGCAAACAAAAAUAUGAUGUCCUUCCGUUUACCCAAAAACACUCCAAUUGGCAAACAAUAGUACAUAUGUACCUAAUGCAAAUACAAC
Messenger RNA from Drosophila persimilis, 3525 nucleotides. RefSeq lists its product as uncharacterized. Lineage: Eukaryota; Metazoa; Arthropoda; Insecta; Diptera; Drosophilidae. The transcript is spliced from 12 exons. Gene Ontology annotation, cellular component: plasma membrane. The coding region runs from base 1 to 3171 and encodes 1056 amino acids. The record is from RefSeq and is a predicted model, not a curated record. Gene Ontology annotation, molecular function: calcium channel regulator activity; GTPase activity; GTP binding.